Molecule: messenger RNA, 1530 nt
Organism: Penaeus vannamei (Pacific white shrimp)
Lineage: Eukaryota; Metazoa; Arthropoda; Malacostraca; Decapoda; Penaeidae
Source: RefSeq, a predicted model, not a curated record
AAAGAAUCUCCCGGAUUUGCAGCCGAGGUCCAGAGUGCAAGGGUGGCAGCUGGACUUCUAGCCACAGACGAUCAAGAUUCUGAACAUGAUAUUUUUGUUCUUCAUUGCGCUAGCCGGUGGAACCCAGCCGGAGAGAGGUAUUUCUUCUUGUAUACGGACGACGGUCCUUAUCGGCACGAGCUGCCCCUGCAAUGAAGCUUGGUGCCAUGAACUGGAAAAAGAGAUAGCGGGACACGCUGCAGAACACAUGACCGGCUUUUGCAUGCCCACAUAUGAUGCAGGUCUCUGUUACCGCAUGUUCACCAUGCAAAACUCAAGCCAGGAAAUAUGUGGCUGUUGCAUUAUACAAACUCGCAUGUUAUGCAGCCAGGAGAACACUAGCAGUAACACUAGUAAGGACUUCACUUUUGGCCGACUACGGGAGGUCGAGGAGGGCCUGGCGUGCGGAGAGCAUAACAUCACCUCGCCGCGGUUCUUCACUUCGCCGGGGUAUCCGCUGGAGAAAUACCCAAACAAAUAUUACUGUUGGAGGAGGUUCAGAGCUUGGGCACCAGAUUACACAAUCCAGGUGGACUGCGCAAUGAUUCAUCUACGAAAAGACAAGAAUUGUCAGGCAGAUUUUCUUCUGUUUAAAGAUGGAUAUAGCUUGGAGGAGAGGUUAUGUGGCCUGUUGUAUAACGUAACAAAGGUGAGCGAAACUGGCGCAAUGAAUGUAUUGUUUGAUACCAACAGAAGAAAGAAGCAAGUGGGAUUUAACUGCACUGUCACUGCUAUCGAGCUGCCGUGUCCCGGGCCGUUCACCAAGGUCGGGUCCGAGUGCUUUUACCUGAGUGAGUCCGGGUGUGUGUUCGGCGAGGCCCGCGCUUUCUGCCUCGGUCUCGGGGGGAACCUUGCAUCGCCAGCCGACGUUCCGGCCCUCAAGGAUUAUGUCAUCGGGAAGGGCCAGACGUUGGCCGUGUGGCUCGGUGCCUCCGACCUGGACCACGAGGGCGACUGGCAGUGGUUCGACGGUUCUCCGAUCAAGGCCGAAGACUGGCACUGGAACGCCCCCAACAAUGGCUUCGGCUUGGAACACUGCAUGGUGCUCCGACCCGACUUCGACCCGCCUCUCAAUGAUGCAGAGUGUGAUCGUCCCAAAAAGUUUGUGUGCGAGUAUGAUUUAUUGAAAGGGUGAAGUGAUCAUUAUGAUAACUGCAUUGCUGUACUUGAUAUUGCACAUAGCCGUGUAGACCUUUCACGAAACAAACUAUCAUUUUCACCAUUUGUUAGGAGGGAGGUUUACUCAAUGUUAACUUUAUUUUUGAGGAAUAAACGUGCUCUUUACAUAUAAGAAUGAUUGUUGAAUAAUGAUAGGAUUCAGGAUAAAUUAACAGGAUUUCAGUAAUCUUGUCAUAGCAGCAGCGCUGCUCCUCUCUGCAUUUCGCUUCCACGUCUGCAAAGACCUGUCCUCCGGCUCUCAAGCUUCCUGGUACUGACUUGGCCACACAUUCGUUGCUCACAUUUAAGCUGUUGCUAAGAUGUGUUUGGUGG